Nannospalax galili (Upper Galilee mountains blind mole rat) is the source of this 638-nucleotide messenger RNA. RefSeq names its product keratin-associated protein 21-1. NCBI's taxonomy places the organism in Eukaryota, Metazoa, Chordata, Mammalia, Rodentia, Spalacidae. The transcript has a single exon. The coding region runs from base 32 to 388 and encodes 118 amino acids. The record is from RefSeq and is a predicted model, not a curated record.
CCUCUCAACUGAAUCCUCAGCUCUCAACACCAUGUGCUGCAACUACUACGGAAACUCCUGUGGAGGUUGUGGAUACAGCUCUGGCUAUGGAUAUGGCUCUGGCUGUGGAUACGGCUCUGGCUGUGGAUAUGGCUCUGGCUGUGGCUCUGGCUCUGGCUGUGGCUAUGGUUCACGAUAUGGCUAUGGCUGUGGCUGUGGAUAUGGUUCCAGGCACGGCUGUGGAUACAGCUCUGGCUGCGGAUACGGCUGUGGAUAUGGUUCCAGGUACAGCUGUGGAUACGGCUCUGGCUGUGGAUAUGGCUAUGGUUCCAGGUACGGCUGUGGGUACGGAUCUGGCUGCUGUAGCUACAGACCAUCUUGCUACAGAAAAUGCUACUCUUCUUGCUAGUCCUCACCGCAGUUCCUUUGUUCUGUCUCUCAACACUCCAAAAGCAAGUUCAACUGGAAUCUCCACUACUAUUUACCUCAAACCAAAGAAACCACUGACUAUUGUCUGUUGGGAUGGUGAAAAUACAUCAAAAUUUUUGUUCCUGUUAUAGAAUGAGUGGCCCCAUCAUAUCUGGUAAAAUAUUUUAGUGUGUUCAAUAUUAAAGUUUAAAAUCCUUAGAACUUUAUCUUUGUGCCUAUGUUGUAGCUGU